This is a messenger RNA of Xyrichtys novacula (pearly razorfish), 2554 nucleotides long. Lineage: Eukaryota; Metazoa; Chordata; Actinopteri; Labriformes; Labridae. The record is from the annotation of a GenBank genome assembly.
GGCAGGUUAUCUAUGGGGUGAUGCCUGAAAAUUUCAUGGUUUAACGUCAUCAAGGCAAAUGGGUCUGUUAGACAAACUGUCAGGCUGGCUUGGCCUGAAGAAGAAAGAGGUCAAUGUUUUGUGUUUGGGACUGGACAACAGCGGCAAAACCACCAUCAUCAACCAACUCAAACCUGCGAAUGUAAGUGAAUGAAAUGACUGCAGACUGUUGUGUAUUUGGGGGACUGGUGUGCUUAGCAUGUGUGGACAGAGGCUAAAUUUGAAGAGUUGUUUAUUCCAUGAUCAUUGGGAAUGAAUACUGUGAAAGGUCCUAUUUGAAACAUCUUAACUCAAUCAUUCACCGGUUGUUUGUUUUCAGAAGUCCAAUCAUUUAGGCCCAUUGUCAGCAGAGUGGAAACAUGUUAGUCAGGUAAAACUCCUGUCAUACUUCCUUAUACUAUUUCCAAUUUGACAUACUCUUGCUGUUACUUGCCUGUAUGUGUGUAUCUCUGUCUGUAUGCAAAUUGUGUGUGUGUGAAUGUGGGUGCAUGCAGACUCCAUCUCAGGAAAUAGUUCCGACAAUUGGCUUCAACAUUGAAAAGUUCAAGAGUUCCAGGUAGAAUUCCUUCACCAUUCAAAAGGUGUAUACAUGAAUUAUUUACCCUUUUGCAUUUCAAUAACCCCUAACGUCUCUCUCUCUCUGUCUCCCUCCCUUCCUCUGCUUGCAGCUUGUCCUUCACAGUCUUUGAUAUGUCUGGGCAGGGCAGAUACAGAAACCUAUGGGAGCAUUACUUCAAGUAUGAAACACACCACAUGCCUAUUUCAUAAAAGUAAAAUAAAAUUAUAUGACUUAAUAUUGAUUAGGACCUCUCCUCGUGUUUUCUUCAGAGAAAGCCACGCCAUCAUAUUUGUCAUCGACAGCAGUGACAAACUGAGAAUGGUUGUUGCCAAAGAAGAACUAGAUAAUCUUCUCAACCACGAAGGUAAAAAAAUUAGAGUCUGUUUUUAUUUGAUUCGAUUAAUACCAUGUACACUUUGAUAGUUGCAUCCAUCUAGACUAAUCCCUACAGAUGUAACAAAAUAGAUACUGCAUAAUAAAAGCUGCUGUCUCUAACCAGCUUCAUGCAGAUUAUUCUGGUUUAUUUUCUAGAUAUUUGCUGCAAAAGGAUACCGGUGCUGUUUUUUGCUAACAAGAUGGAUCUGAAGGAUGCCAUGUCUUCAGUGAAGGUCACACAGAUGCUGUGUUUGGAGAACAUCAAGGAUAAACCCUGGCACAUCUGGUAAAACAUUCAAAUGUUUUUUUUAUCUACACACUCCUCAUCUUUUCCCACCAAUACCAUCAUGUGUUUCCAUGGUUACAACUUAAAGUCUUUAAGAGACUGAAGUAUCACUGGUUACUCAUGGGUUUCUUGUCAAUGUCUGAUAUGAACUUCUCUCUGCCUGUGGGUAGACAUUAUCAGAAGGCAGAGCGACACACUCACUCAAGAGCCUGGCUCUUUCAUAGAUGUGUUUUUCACCCCACACACUCAUUAAACAGAUGGAGGAUUAAAGGUGGACAGCUUGUAACACCUGUGAUCUGAGGAAAGUCAUCAGAAAGUGAAUACAUGCUUGAGGGAGACUAACUCCUUUACAUUUCAAUGUUUUAGCCCAAGCAACGCCAUCAAUGGAGAGGGUCUACAGGAAGGACUGGACUGGCUACAAGGUGAGUAAAGAAAUCAUCAUUUUGGACGGAAAAAUAAAACAGGGACAGAGAAUUGUGCAAAAAAAUUCUAUUAAAACCUCAAAUGUUUCUCUCUUUCUGUCCGUAGAGCAAAUUGCACAGUAAGUAUCAAAAUGCUAUGCUGUGUUAGUGUGUAAGGUGAUAGCCAUGGUAGUUUGUAUUUUCAUGUCUCUCUGGAUGGGACUGAAACAACGAGAGGCUGAUGGAUAACUUUCAAAAGCAGCAGUUCUUAGUGGCUGAAGUUAAAACUACAUUGACAUAUUCUAUGAUCCCUCAAUGACACGUACAGAUACAAAUCCCAUUCACAUGGAGCUUUCUUGUGAAAUAUAACACCUAAUUUUGAUUUCCCGUCAUCCAGUCUGAGUGUAAAUCUUUGUGAUGUUCCCAAUUUUUUUGUGAUUUGUUUGUAAAUUCAUUUCUUUUUUCUCCUUGUAUUUGUGUUCACACACUGAAUCUUUAGGUUCAAUGAUUAUUUUUGCCUUUGUCUCCUGACAGAUCAUGUCAAAACAAUGAAAACUUGAAUAACUGAAAUGCCUCUCACCAUAGUCAGUCGACGUGGCCGCCAGCAACGGAUCUCAUUCACCAACCUGAUAUUCAUCACAAUUGAUGUUGUAGGCCUUAAACUUUGAUAUGAAAUAGCCUAAAUGCAGUCUACACAAUAUGCUGUAUGAUUAUAACCUUUAUAAUUGUCAGUUAAAAUGUCCUUAAUACUGUUUCUAUAUAAAUAACCAGUACUCUAUUCAAAAUUGCUUCUUUUUUUAUUCUGUGACAAAAAUCGAUUGAAUUAAUUUAAGCAACUUACCAUUUUUUAAUAUUGUUGAAGGCUGAAUGUUUGACCUCCCCAAGAUAAUAAAG